Bursaphelenchus okinawaensis is the source of this 2499-nucleotide messenger RNA. Lineage: Eukaryota; Metazoa; Nematoda; Chromadorea; Rhabditida; Aphelenchoididae. The record is from the annotation of a GenBank genome assembly.
AUGCAUCAAGUCUUUCCCAGCACCGCCUGCCGAAUCCUGCUCUUCCUACUGGUCGUCUUUCAACCUAUUGCCAUAUCACAACCCGGUCCACAGCCCUGUCCCGAGAAUGCCAUCGUGUUGACCGGCAGUGACUAUCCACAGUUUAUUUACAGCCCAUACGACGAGCUACGAACUUAUCCGCCCAACACGGACUGUCGAUUUGUAUUGGUAGCUCGAAGCAUGCAACAUCGUAUUCAUAUGACAGUUAUUGAGUCAAAGUUGGAAGAACCGCUGUUUUCGGAAUGCGAGGAUUAUGUUAGUGUUAAGGAUGGUAUGUUUUUACAUUUUUACAGUAAAAUACAUGUUGAUUUAAUAAUAAAUGUUUAUACAUUAGGACCUAGAAAGCGAAUAAACAUAUAUACAUACGUUUUUAGGCCGGCCAGAACGUGUUAACACACAUUUAUAUACACACUCCAAGACAUAAAAAAUUGUCCUUUUAGGCAUCCAGAUUAGAGUAAUAAACCCCACGUUAGAUUUACAAUUUAAAUUCCAAUUACUAGGCCAGAUUUACAAUCAAAACCAGAUUUAGUACGAUUAAGAGUUUUAAGCACAAUUAUAAGUUUUUAUAGCACUAUUAACACUUUUUCAAUACCAACUAAUGUCGUAUUUUGAUUUCAGGCGGAUUACCGACGUCUGAUGAAGUUAUACGAUGGUGUGGAACGUAUUAUCCACCAUCGUUGACGAGUUCAGGAGACUCAUUGUAUGUGCAUUUCCACUCGGAUAAUAUCGUGCAACAGAGAGGGUUCAAUGUGUCAUUUGUUGAUUAUUGUAAGCAUUUUAUAGUAACCUACUAUAACAAGAUAUCGCAUUAUCAAAACCUAUCUUAUAAAACAUUUUAGUAAUACCCGGCUGUCCAUCAGAUUGGAUUCGCGACGAUGAAAACAUGUAUUGUUACAAGAUGUUCUCCUCAGCUCAUGGUUACACGUUUGUUGAAUCACAGAGGAAUUGUUUUUACGAAAGAUCAAACUUGUUAACAAUUGAGAAUGCUCGAGAGUACCAGUUUAUAGUGGGGAAAUAUGCAGAUAGCCAUAAGUUCCCGUGGAUCGGAUAUAAUGAUGCAAACAAAGAAGGAGUGUUUGAUCCAAUAGACCCAAAUGUACCUAUUUGGCCAGAUGAGUAAGUGUCUGCAGUUUGAUUUGAAAACGCUUAUUAGCACUAUGAGCAUCAUACUAAAAAUUCUAGUCAGACACGGGUAAAUCCAAAAGCUAGAAGAAUGAAUCUAAAAUAUUGUUUUUACUUUUCAUUAUUUAAAAAAUGAUUUCAGCUUAUCAACAGCUUCACGAGGAGAUCAUAAAGAUAAAGACUGUAUGUUUUUCGAUUGGACAGUACGAGAUAACACUGCUCAUACUGUAGAUGACUGUCGGAACCGCCACGCUUUUAUUUGCAAAAAACGUCAAGGUAUUUCAUUUUUUUUAUCACUUGAGAACUAAAAAAUUACGUUCAGACGGCACCACUGUACCAAUCCAACUCUCCGCCACACUUCUUCGCCACGGUUUUGAAGAUCCAGUAUUCAACUACACUUUACUCCUCAUUCUUCUUCUCCUCCUGUUAUUACUGCUCAUAAUCUUAUGGAUAAUAUACCAAAAGUUAAAACGGCGAAACGUAGUAGCGGCGUCGGAAGGCAGCCGUCUCGUCAGCCAAUCUACAUCAACAGUCCCGCCAGGUACGUCAGCAAUAACACUUGAACCGGUCCCAGAAGAUAAGAAAAAGAAAAAAGACACCGGUAAAACAACAUCGACAGACGCGGUAAAACGAGCAAUCGCUGUUAGUGCCAGUAGGACAAGUGGUGCUGCUGGUUUGGCGUUACAGAAAACUGAACAAGAGGAAACCUUCCAACUAGAUGAUUCAUUGUUCGUCAAUUCGGAAAAACAUGAGCACGGCUACCCACAACAACAUACAACAGGACAUCAACAACAAUAUCAAGCUACAAGUUCACAAUCUCCUAGAAUCCGAUCAUCACCAAAUCAACCAGGGGAUUCGCAACAAAAUGUGGAGAUAAUACAGCGUCGUGAUUCUGAUCCUGUUUUGUCAGAGGAAUCUGAAGCAGAAUUAGGAGUUGGAGAAACACCUUUACCUACUAGUCCAGUGAAAGGUGAUAAUAUAUCAACAUCGGCCAACUUGUUAUCGCCACCGAGAGACCGUAGUCAUUUGUAUGAAAGUGGGCCUGUUACGGUCACGACAAAAGAUGAAACGGCCGAAACUGUAGCUGUUGGAAGGACAAAAGACGGUGUAGCUUCGAGUUCGAUAUCCAAAGAGCCCAAGGCGUUAAGCUCAACUCUACCGCCGGUGGGAGAGCCGAUUAGCCGAGAAGCGACGUUACAAACAGGAAAUGUUACAGUACCUUCGUCGCAUCGAUCGCGCGGUACGCAACCAGCACAUGGCUUCGAAAGGCCGCGGGUUGGGACGUUGGAAAACGUUUCCGCUAUUAGUUUAGAUGAGUUUUGGCAAGAUAACAAGUGA